CGCAGGAGCGCAUGAAGUCGAACACACCUUUUAUCAUGGCGUCGGUGACUUUUCGCGAUUGCUUUCUCUGUGUUUCGGCGCUAAUUAACUUCAUCUUCGUUUUUGUAACCGGUGCUGAUUUUGUUCGCUUUGUGUCGUUUCGCGCAAUCUUUCAUAACCUGAGCGGGGACGCGCCUUUGUGUCGAGAGUCCGUGUCAUGGUCUGUGGCUCUACGGGACAGCGGGGUUUUAAAGGCUGUAGCUGUGGAUGUUUUCCUUCUGGUCCUCUUCAGUGUUCAGCACAGUGUGUUGGCCUGGGCUCCAGUGAAGAGAAGAUGUCAGAACCUGCUGGGGGUUUUAACCAGAACCAUGUACUGUUUUACUACUGCUAUAGCAAUGCAGGUAUUGAUGCGCUAUUGGCAGCCGAUCACCAGCGCCCCCUGUCUGUGGUCUGUGCAAAAUACAAGCUGGGAUAUUUAUUUCCCUCUCAUCUGUUUUAUUUUACACUUUCUGUGCUGGGCGAUCAUCUGCAGUAUUUUAUUGAUUUUUGACUAUCCAGAAUUACUGGGCAUCAAACAGGUGUAUUAUGAGUGUUUGGGUUUGGGUGAUCCUCUCUCUUUAAAGUCUCCACGCGCCCAGCGACUCUUUGCUCACCUGAGACAUCCGGUCUGUGUGGAGCUGCUGGUGGUUCUCUGGCUUCUUCCGAGUUUUCCUCUGGAUCGACUCCUGUUGGCUCUUUAUCUUUCUGUUUAUCUGAUCCUGGCUCAUUCUCUGGAUACACAAGACUGCACGUAUCUCAACCGGCAGCUGCAGACCAAACUGAAACUCUUUGGUACUCCGCUGGAAGAAAACGAUCAGAGUAAUAACAACAUCAACAAACAGGACUGAAGAAUCAGUAGAGUACUAGUUUCUUUAUCAGUAUGAGAGUCGUUGCUUGCAUUGCUUUGAAAUUGAUAUUUUGCUAAAAAGGGAAAGUGUUAAUAUUCAUAACAAAAAUAUAUAUUUUGUUAUAAAAUUACUGGUUUGUUAAAUGUAAAAAAAUUUGCAAGACAUUUUUAUAGAAUUUUUAUCUAAAUUGUUGAUGAUGUGUUUUUAUACUGUUGAUAUUGUAAUGUGUCACCUGUCUCGUACCCUUACUGAAAAAAACAGCUAAAUCCAGCAUGAGCUGGUUCCCAGCUUGGUAUUAACUGGUUUUGCUUGUGUAGCAAGCUGGUCUAGCUUAGUUUUGGUCAAUUUUUCAACUGGAAUUAGCUAGUCAGGCUGGAAGACCAGCUUUCCCUUACGAAAAUUAUCCAUGGUUUUUUUUGUGGUAAAAGUGUAGUAAACAUGUUUUUUUAGUGUAUUGAUUACUAUCAGCAAAACCAUGGAUUUACUGCAGAAACCAUGUUUUUUGGUUUUAACUGUAGUAAAACCAUGGUUAAUUUUUGUAAGAGUUGCCAGCCUUGCGAGGACCAGCUUAAACCAGCUUUUGCCAGCUAAAAACUGCUACCAACUCAUGCUGGUCUUAUGCAUGUUCCCUUAUGAAAAUUAACCAUUUUUUUGUGUGGUAAAAGUGUAGUAACCAUGUUUUUUGGUGCAUUGAUUAUUAUCAGCAAAACCAUGUUUUUACUACAGUAACCAUGGUUUAACUAUGGUUAUUGAAAAUCAUGGUUUACAAAAUUUAUUUAAAUGUAGUCAUUUAGCAGACGCUUUUGUCCAAAGCGAUUUCUUAUUUAUUUUGUGGUAACUAUAGUUCUACUAUAGUAGCUAUAUAUUUUUUUGUUUUAACUGUAGUAAAAAUUAUACAUUUUUGUAAGGGUUGUGAUGUAAUUGCCAAGAAAAAAUAAGGGUUACUGGUCUGGUAAAGCAUCUUUUAGUUCAUCUUCAUCAUCCCUUUGCAGUUUCUUGUUGAAAUCUUUUUGAAUUUGAUAUAGUAUGAACUUACAUGACACAUAAACCGGGUGUCAAUCAUAUUUGAUUAGUUUAAAUAUCAUUUUUUAAUAUCAAUAAUAUGUUUUUAGGUACAUUUGUGAUUGAAUAAGCAUUUCAACAAGCAAAAGCUGAAUUGAAGAAUGUGUUAUUGAGAAUGUGUUUCAAUAUUGAAUGGGUUUGUAAUGCACGGCUGUUUCUCAGUUUGCAUACUUCAUUGCACUAAAAGUAUGUAGUUAGUUUGUGAUGCAAAAGUAUGCUUUAUAGACUACAGUAUACGGUCAUUGUGUACCACAGAUCUUUUUAUUGAUUAUUUGUGUUUGCAUGCGAGUCAAUUAAUGUCAAGCUAUCAGUUCAUUACCAUACAUUCAUUAAUAUUUCAAGCACACCAGAAAUAGUAAAACACCUUAGCCUACUGUUUUAAAGUACUAUAGUAUGUAGUAUGUAAAUGGUGUGUAAACUGGGAUUCAGCCCAACUCUCUUUCCUCUAACAGAUGAGAUGACCAGCAGAAAAAAGAUGCGUUCAUCAGGAGUAUUUUAAUAUAAAACCAAAUUGUGUCUUUGUCUAUUUUCAUGAUGUGUCAUUGUAUUUUUAGUUAGCUGGAGAGGAUCUGAGGAGCACAGGUCAAGAGAUUAAACUGCUUUACUCUCA
Molecule: messenger RNA, 2538 nt
Organism: Misgurnus anguillicaudatus (oriental weatherfish)
Lineage: Eukaryota; Metazoa; Chordata; Actinopteri; Cypriniformes; Cobitidae
Gene: nrm
Product: nurim
Cellular component (GO): nuclear membrane
Source: RefSeq, a predicted model, not a curated record